AUCUGCUGGAGUCGUCAGGGGAAAACGGCAACAAGGCGCAUCUAUGAACCAUUAAAGCUCAAACAAAGGAGCAGUUUUUUAAAAGGACUCUUAUUGAAAGUCACAAAUUCAUCAGCAACACAGAACUGACCCAAGGUGAGUUUUUCCUCUGCAGAUACUUCAACAGUUUGACUUUAACUUUGUGUUUCGUGAUGGAAAGACUUACUAACGCUGUUAAGUUUAUAUCUGGCUGUUGUUGUGUUUAUUACUUUUAUUCUGACAUUUUUAAAACAGAGCAGGUUUCUGUAGCUAGAUCUUCUAUUAUUUAGACCCCUAUAUCAGAGUUCAGUGUUUUUGAUGUGAACUGCAUAGAGCUGCAUUUGAGUAGAUUUUCAGACUUAGUGGGUCUGCUACCAUUUAUACCUUUGUUAUACCUCUAUUGUUAAACCUACUUAUACCCCUUGCUACCUCUCUCUUUCUUCUCUUUCUCUUUCUCUCUCACACACACAAAUGAAAAGUCAGUCCCCUGAGGUCUCACUAUUUAUGAUAUUCUCUCGUACUAAAUCCCAUCAGAAUGGAUAUGCUGCCUGAUGUUUGGAGACAGGACUACUGGCUCCCUCCAGGUGUGACCUGGAUGGACAUGGACCAAAUGGCUGACUCUGACCGCCCACAACCCCAGGACCUCCUCAUAGCUCUACCCCUUGCACUGGGCUUUGUUGUGCUACGUUACCUGUUUGAGAGGUAAAACACACCUGCCAUCAUUGCUCUGUAGAGAUCUGGAUGGCAUGUUUGGGUUAUUGUUGGCUUUACAGCACAGGGAUAUGUCAUCACUGCAGCAGUGUUUGACUUUGGUUACUUAGUCUUUCUGUUCUCUAGAUUUCUCUCAUGAAGCUAUCUGAGAUUUUUAUCACAGAUGAGGAGCCAACAGAAACAACCAAUUCGCUUGGUUUGAUUUCUUCUAUUUGUAGCUACAUAGACAAAAAUUAACAAAGCAGUUCAUGUUUGAGGAGCAAAAACUUCACAUAGACCUGUAGAUGGAGUGAGAUGAAAGUGGUUUUUCAGGAGUGCAUAAAAGCUUUACAAGCACUUCAUGCACAUGCACAAAUGCAUGAAAAUGUGCACAUUAAUUAUCUUCAAGGGUUGUGAUUGGUUGAUUACAUCUGUUGUUGGCUUUGUGUUAGGUUUAAAUGACAUAAACCAAAAGUUCCUUGCAAGAGCUUUCAUUGGUUUUAUGUUUGGGUUAUGUUAACUUUGUCUGUGUCCAUUUGGAUGCUCUCUGUAGGCAAAGCAGUCCUUGUUUAUCUUGUUAUCUACAUAACUGAGUAGUGUCUCCUGACAAAAGUCUCAACCAGAUGACUUUGGGCAGUCAAAUGCAUCAUUCAUUUUAAAUAUCUUACAGAUCUGAUGUUAAAUCAAGGCUGUUUUGUUAGCGAGUUGGCUGACAGCGACCCCCUUGCCCCUAUUUUGGGCAUCAAAAAUUACAAUAUAAAAUCCUCAUUCCUAUCAUUAAUGGUCUUGUUUACUUUUGUUUGUCUUUAAAAGGCUUUAUUAUAAAUAUUUUAUUCUGUUUCAUUAGUGUUAAAAAAAAUCCCCACUGCAGCUUUAAAAUGUAAUUUAACCCAGCACUUUGCUACGUUGUUCUAAUGCUGUAUUAUAUUUUGUGUGGUCAACAUACACUGCCAGGCCUAAAAACACUCACCACCUGGAUUAAACUAAGCAAAUAGGUAAGAGCCUCCCAUUGGAUAAUUACUGGAUGGGUGAUCACGCUUCACUAUGGGGAACAGAAAGACUGGACUUUAGAAGAAGGUGAUGUGGUCUGAUUGGUCCAGAUUUACCCUGCUCCAGAGUGAUGCAUGUGUCAGUGUAAGAAGAGAGUUGGAUCAAGUAAUGUAACUAUCAUGUCAUGAGUGAUCAGACACUCCAAUGAAAUAUUAGAGUGUGUGACUUUUUUAGGCCAAGCAGUGUAUUCAUAUUAUUUUGGGUGCAUACUUUUUAAACUGUUCAUUUUACACAUUUUUUCAUAACUUUGACAGUCAUGCUUCCUCAUUUUACUUCAAAUAGGUCUUUAGAUCAAAACUGUGAUAUGAUAUGUGCCAUUUCUUCAGCUUUUAUUGUUUUCGUUCACUUACUUGUUCAUUUCCUUGUGCUGUAAUCCAAAAUAACCCCUCUUAAAAACCACUAUAUUUGAUUAGUUAUCAUAAACAAAUCUGUGUGCAGGUAUAAAUAUCCUCAGGACUCACACACACGGCAUGCUUUAAUGUGUACACUAAUGGCUUCACCUACCUGUGAGACCACUGUUUUGGCUUUGUUUGUUGUGAAUAAUGGCUAACUUACCGUAGACCGGCGCCCUGACUCCCCAACAGUGGGUGUUAUAUCUUUGUUUGAGCUGUCUUUUGUUUGCCCUCCCUCCCAGGUAUUUAGCCCCACCCAUGUGCAGAUUUUUGGGGGUGAAGAAAAGACUGCAAGUGACUGCAGCCCCCUCCCCAAAGCUGGAGUUGUUUUACACCCAGAGGAGCAGACAGCCAACACAGGUUAGUUUAAAAAGAGAGGACCUGGAAAAACCCUAGCUCAAUGUGGGGACACUUAUGUUGUAAAUUGUAGGUUGAGUACAGUAUUUAGUUUUGUGAUGACAGUUCCUUUUCCAUUUGAAACCUUGCAACCAACAUAUUCAUGCAACAUUGUUCUUUCAGCUUUCAGAUAAAUUAGAAGCAGACAUAUUUUCCACUUUUCUCUGGACCAAAAUACUGACAAAGGAGAAAAAAAGAAGAGACUCAACUUCUCAUAUGAACCCAUUUCUUGUUCAAUAGGUCUGUUUGUGCUGCAGAUGAUCAAUAAGCAGCUUCAGAAAACAAAGAACCAGAUUAUUUAAGAAAUACCUUAUCAAGUCAUGUUUCAAACCUUUCAAUUUAGCAGUAGUUUUUCAAAUUAUAGUCAGUUUAGUAUAUUGCAAAUUAAAAGGGAAAGUUAAUGUCCACUUCCCUCCUCUUAUACCUUGAGUCACGUACUGAACCCCGUCCCUUCCCAAUCCCACACUGCAUACAUGCAACUUAAGCCACAGGGGGUGCACCCGCUGAUUUCAUCCUCCCAUUGUUGUUUCAGAGUGACAUUGUUACUUUGAUGUCACUGUGUGGAAAAACCCAGAGACAGAUCGAGACCUGGUUCAGACUACGCAGGAACCAGGACAGACCGUGUCAGACCAGGAAGUUUGGUGAAGCUGCGUGAGUGUUUUCCCCUCAAAAGGUCUCCAAUGUUCAGGUUACAGUUGACUCAACUCAUGAGCACCACCCUCACUUCCCCCUGCAAAAAAUCCAACACAACAAGAGUCUCACUUCACUGGAGCAAUCUGCUUGAUUCUUUUAAGUGGUCUGUGAUUUAAUUUGUGAUCUUGUGUUUUUUUUUUCCAGCUGGAGGUUCUUUUUUUAUCUCACAGCCUUCAUAGCAGGACUGGCUUGUUUGAUCGAUGUGGGUAAUUCUAAAUGUUUCACUGCUAAACCUUAUAACAAAGUGAAGCUGUUGAUGCAUGAAUCAUUUUUUCUAAAUAAUCAGGAGUGUGUUGACAUAUCUAAAUGAACAAAUAUUCUUGAUUAAGUAUUUCUUGAGGUUCAGCCUCAUCUUCUUUUACCUUAAUUCCACAGAGGCCUUGGUUCUGGGACCGUAGGGAGUGUUGGAAGGGAUAUCCGGUUCAGGUAUUUCCCUAAGUUGUUUUGUACAACUGUUUUCUUAUUUCUUCCCUCAUAUGUGUGUGUAUCUCUGGCACCUCAGAAGGCCGUGUUUUGGGUGGACCCUGAUGAUGAUAAUCAGUUUUUUAAAUGCAGUCUUAAAAUCACAGGAAUGGGACAAGAUGAGGAGUGAAGUGAAAUUAGAUGAUAAGCGAGCUCUGCAGAGCAUCACGCCAGGAUUUUCCAUGUCAUGAAGCUGGCUCUUUUCAACCCCCCUAACCCCUGCAAGUGAUAUGUAAUCUGAGAUAAAGGUGUAUAGUUAUGAAAACCUUUUUAACCAUAAUGUCAUGUUAGUAAAGCUACAGAGGGAAGCAAGUAUGGUAACAAACUUUAUACACCUCCAGAGCUGCUUUCUUUGUUGUAUUUAGAUAUUGACGAUCACAUCACAUGCUCAAAUUGCUUAGUAAUCAAAAUUAAUUGUAAACUUAGCAUGGCUCAGCAUUGUCUCUCAUGUUUGAAUGUACAGGAUUUAUAUCUCAGUCUCCUGAGGAUCUCAGAGCAGCUAGUUUUGGUCAAUUCUGUAAAAAUUCCAAUAAAAGUUCUCGAACUUUACAGCUAGAUUUUACAUUUUAAAUAGCUUCAACUGACUUUUAACUCCAUUCACAAAUCAUAAAAUGUGACUCUUUUAUAUUUUAAUUUUAUCGUUCAAUAAAUUCGUGCCAAUAGUGCUUAAUAAUUUGCUGUUCAGUCUUACUGUGCGCUCAUCAGUCAUUAGUGAAACACAUUGAGCUGUAAACAAACAGAAAUCUGACACCAUCUGAUAGUCGUCUCAUCGGAGUGGACAUAACACUCAUCUCAUGUCAGCCAUGAGUUAUUAUCAGAAUAAUCAAAAAGGCAAUAAAGCUUCAUGCGAGUAGGUUUGACCUGCUUGCUCUGAUUGAAGGUUGGAAAUGAAAUUAUAAUCAAAGUUACAUAACUCACUCACAUCUCAGCUCAUAUUGAUCCACAUGAAUCUAACUUGUACGAUUAGAUGAACAUUAUUCCAGAGGCCUUCAAGACAAAGUUUCAAAUUUUCUUCUGAUUUGUUAUUUUCAUUAACACCUGAUGCUGUAUCACUUUAAACAUUACUGCUGCGAAAACUUUAGAGUGAAGGUAUCAUCUUUGCUUUUGUAAAGGAGGACCCUGCUCACCUGGGCCAAAGAGGGAAAAAAAACAAGCAUCAAAGCCUCUUCCCUUACAGCUUUUAUCACAGGGAGCAUUUCAACACUUCAAGGUCAUUUGUCUUAGCUAGGAAGCCCCUGAUGAAUUUAGUGUUGUUUUAGCCUUGGAUUUGACUACUACAGUGGAGUAGCUGCUUCUCACGUUUGUUUGAAGAGACUGUAGCUGUGUCUUAACCCCCCACGGAUGAUGAGGGGCAGGUGUGCAGACAGGGGACUGAUGAACAGCGCUGCUCAUUUUACACAGGUGUAUAAAAGGAGCGGAGCUGGAGCCAGGGGAACAGGGAAGGGGGACCACGCCUAUGCCAGCACACACCUACACACUCAUGCAAACACAUGCACACUCACCCAUACACACACACACACACAGGACACAAACAAAGAGAGGCAGGCAGGGAUAAGUUGUGAACACAGGGAACCAGUCAGAGAGGUGUAUACUCAGAGCCGUAACAUAAUCUGACUGAAAUCUGAGUGAGAAGGAAGCAGAUUGAGUUUGUUGAAAAAAGGGGAAUUUAAAACAAGGACGUUCUGAUGAACAUUUGCAUUUCCUCUAUCAUACAACAAAGAACAAUGAGUGUUGUAUCUCACAGUUUUAGAGUAAAUUUUUGGUCGUGUUAAAAAAUCACAGAUACCACGAUGGAACAAUCAUGAUUGUAAUCUGCUACCACACCCUGACAUCAUGACAUCGAACCUCUGAAAUCAAUCCCUGGUUCAAGAGACCUGCGUCUUAUCCAUCAGACUGCUGGAGUAACUGUAAAAGGUCUUUAGCUUCAAUGAAUUGUGAUAGUAAAACCAACCCUUUUCAACCUUAUUUUCUUUGUACAGAUAGGCCUUUGUGUGAAGUAUCAGGGGAACACAAAAGUGUUCAGGGACUUCCUGAUGGUUUUUUCAAAGCUAAACUACAGACUACUUUUUGGUCUUUAAAUUAAAGACACCUCUUACAGUAUCACUGGAAAGAAAAGACAAUUUUUAUUUUGUUUUGUCUGGUCAAAAGCAAAACUUAGUUUAGAAGGAACUCCCUAUACCCUGUUUUGCUUAAGCUGGCAUAUUUAGUCAAACAAAGUUUCAGUCCUAACAGACUUUGGUCAGGUUACAGACAUCAAAACAAUUAUGGGUAUAUACUCAGAAAGAGACUGCCUUAAUGGACAAUCAUCUAGUCGCAAAGCUGUAGAUGAUCUGAAGCUUGUCCCCUCUAAAUGAGUUAGGAGACCUAUGGGAGAUGACUUCAUACCCCAGCAAGACUCUGAUCAAAAGCCUAAAACUUAAGAGAUAUGCAUGUUUCUGUUACUGAGAGGACCACUGACCCUCCUCCUGUGUUAGGGUCUGCACCGACCCAUUUUUGAACGACUUUUUGACUUUGUCAGGAAUCUCUAUUUCAACAUAAUGGAAAUAAAAAAAUUAAAUUGACUAAAUUAUAAAAUGCUCUUGUUAAAAUUAUGGCACUUGUUGUGUUAGGGUCGCUGUUGACCUGGUUAGAUCAAUAUCUAAUGAUAAGAGCAAAAACUGAAAUAAUAAGUGCACUGUCAGGCACCACACUGACAGUCAGAUCCUCUUCCAAUCAUGGGAGAUUCAGGAAAUUCUCAUUUUGCCAUGUUUUUACCUGCACAAAAAACAAUGUCAGGCAUGUCCAGACAUGUGAGAUCAAUUCAGUAUAGAUGUCUGUGUGAGGGGUAUACUGACAGAGAAAGGCAAUGAGAAUGAGAACCAAAUUGGAUGAUAGAGAAAUUAUUUUAGUGUAAUUUACAGCUGAUUUAAGACACAGGUUAAAACUGACCCUUAACAUGGUGUGUGCGUAGUAAAAGCUAACACAGGAGGAAGGUUAAAAAACAUAAAUAUCCACUUAGAAUUAACAUUUAUGCCCUUUUAAAUAAAAACAAAUAUUAUUGUUUGCAAACUUGUCCCCAAUUCAUGGUCAGUUGAUCAACUUCUAUGUUAAAAGGCUUUUAAAGACAAAAUUUGAUUCAAAGAUUGUUGGUAGAUGUGGCUCAAAGCGUACAGGUGUUUUCAUACUUUGUUUAUUGACUGUUAAGUGUUUUACUUUCAGCCUAUGGAGAGAGCUCACUACUGGUACUACAUGCUAGAGCUGGGUUUCUAUGGCUCUUUGCUCCUCCGGAUCUCUGUGGACAUCAAAAGGAAGGUGAGGACCCUUCUCAAAAGUUGACAUUUUGUCUUGUGUUUGCUUCAACCUGGCUAGGCUUUACACUUUUGUUUUCGCCACAGAACACAUGAUUUAUAAGUGACUGGUUGAUUUUGUUACUCAGUAAAGCUUCUGUAUAUGUUUGCUAUUCCAGGAUUUUAAAGAACAGGUGGUUCAUCAUCUGGCUACCAUCUUCCUGCUCAGUUUCUCCUACUGUGCCAAUUACAUCCGCAUCGGUACCCUGGUCAUGCUGCUCCACGACUCCUCUGACAUCCUGCUGGAGGUAAUGUGAGAUCCCGUGUCCUAUGAGGACCACUAAAUUUCUCUGAAAGUAUCAGAAAGAAAGGUCAUGCAGCUUUCAUGAAACAUUGGUGAGAAUCAAGAGGGCAUCUUGUACAAUAUGAGUCUUGUGUCAUGAGUUCAGCCUCUUGAACUCAGACACAUGGGACUUCACAAAAAUGAUAAAUCUCUUCAGGUCAAAUCUUUCACCAGAGAUCUACCUUCAUUUUAACCUUUUUCUGUCUCUGUUUAGCCGCAACAAAUAAAGAAAAACAGGCUUUAUAUGUCUUUAAAACAAAGUCAAAGGUUCAUACUUUGCUUGAGGAUGCCGUAGGACAAAAGAUAUCUGGUCUGAAAUCUGCAGUAGCCCGCAGGAUGGUCCACAUAUUUCAGGAGGUGAAUCCUGUGACUGAAAUCUGAGAGUUGGUUCUUAUAAAUUACUUCUGUGUUACUGUGUAAAAAAAAAAUAAAAAAAAAGUUAUUCAACUUGAGGGACAAAAUAGAAUUCAGGUUAUGGCAAAGAGAAGUAGUAAGGCAUAUAAAGCACUUAGCUUUGUUCUGUACUACGUGGAGGUCCGCUGAUAUCUCAGACUCAUGCUAGAUUAAACCAGCUGUUCUCAUACUGGUCUCUUUUGUGGGGCCCUCCUUGGCAGAUGAAAUAUUCUCUAGCUCCCUUUAAUCUUGAAAAAACACUAAAACACACAUGGACAGGUCUCUUGCCUUCAAGUCCCUGAAUCUUAAGCAAUGUGUGGGACUUAAUAUGAGUGAAAUACAGAAAUUAAACUUCAAAGUCUGGCACUGAACUAUGAAACAACAAGCUACCAGGAAACCACUGCACCAUGCUAUCGGACAUGAUUAUCUCGGCUCAAAUUUGCUCAACCUAACUGAGCAACUUUGCAAAUGCAGCUCUUGUUUUGUAGGUUGUUCUCAAACAUGAUAAAUUUAUUUCUUUCAUUAAGUUUUAAGGAAUCUUUGUUAUUCAGUGUUGUUUCACCUUGUUUUCCAAGUGUUUUUACUGAAUUUCAAAGUUAUGAAGAAAAGUACAAAUGCUCAUGUAAAUUUGCCUUACAUCCUCUCUCAGGUCAUUUGCUACAUAACUGCUUUUUUGUUCGCUGAGAUGAGUUAACAUCACAAAGAGCUUCAACUGUGGUUUGAAUUUGAUAAGAUCGGUUGAUUGUCUGUAUGUUUGCAGUCCGCCAAGAUGUUCAACUACAGCUCUGGCUGGAGGAAAACGUGUGACGCUCUGUUUGUUGUGUUUGCUGUGGUCUUCCUUGUGACCCGACUGGUGAUUUUUCCCAGCAAGUAAGAUUCACUCCAAAGAUGAUUUAUCUGUUUAUCUAUUAUGUCAAUUAAAAUAUUUCACAAUUAUAGCAUUUUUAGAUAAACUAAGUUGUUUUUUUAUAGACACACAGUUUUUAAAGUUAUGUAAUUACUUACAGGAUCAUCCACACCACUCUAGUGCUUUCUGUGGAGGUGUUUGAACCUUUUGUCGGCUACUACUUUUUCAACAUCCUGCUGAUGGUGCUGCAGGCUCUUCAUGUCUUCUGGGCUGUGUUGAUCUUACGUAUGAUCUACAAGUUCCUGAAAGGGAAGGUAAGAAUACACAACACAGCUGAAUCAACCAAUGGGCAUCAUCAACACUGUCCAUGAAACUGUCAGUGAUACAAGUCAGAGGUGCUUCUGUAUUCUCGUGAGAAGCUUUAAAACAGGAGUAUGCUGUAUGGAGUAAAUAUACAAUCCCUUGUCAUUAGACUUUCUUCUUAGCAUUUAACUCUCUAUCUGCUUCUGUCUCCAGCUGGAAAAGGAUGAACGUAGCGAUGAAGAGAGUGAGGACGUGGAGGAUGAAGAGGAUAGAAAAGGAGAAGAGGAAAAUAAAGGAGACGAUUAUAAUUGGGAGAAAAGCAAAGACACGCUAAACUCCAAACUUUCUAUGCUGACUAACAGUUGUGUCCUCAAUAACCUGACCAACCACAGGGCAUCCAUAGCUGACAGAAUGCGGAAAGCUCAGUGAAGUUGAUUUUUAGAGUUUUACUAUCUCAGAACUGAAACAGAGAUACUUGUUGAGUGGAUGUGAUAUUUGACCGUCUGUGCUACAUUUCCUGUUUGAGAUCAAAUCUCAUUUCACUGGAAGAGGAGUUGGAUGAGUGAAGCUGUGACAGUUCAUUAUUAUUUCUUGCAAAAUACUGACAUAGCAGAGAAAAGGUUCAAUUUCCUGAUUUCUGGAUAAGGGGAUGAGAAGGCCUCUGAUUUGCAUGCCCUCGACUCACCCCAAGAGAGACUCAAACCUGCAACCUUUGGCUCAGGAGGACAGAUACACUGAGGCUCAGACGGAGCACAAAUUUAAUUGUUUAGAAGUAGUAACACUGUUUUUGUGGUCAGUGUAAAGUCACAUUUCUCUGUUUUUAUUUUUUUAAUUUUGAAGCCUACAUGGCAGACUGUGAACACAGCUGACUGUCCACAUAGUUCAUCAAACACGUUUGAAAAAAAGAUAUCAACUUGAUAGCUAAUUUAAGACUGUGACUGAUAUUAAUUUCCAAAAAUAAAAUAAACUUCUCACCUUACUUUCUCUGUCUUUUGUGAUGAGUUAACACAAGAUUGACUUAUGUUGCUGUCUAAUAAUCAGCCCUCAAAGCAUUUAAUCUUCAUAAACUACAUGUUUUGUUUAUAAGAAAAGAUUAUAAGAAAAGCAGAGCUGACCUUUUGAAUGCAACAUCUUGUAAGUUAUAAAAUAUUACAUUCAAUAUUUCAGGGUUUACUUCAUGUCUGUGAUUGGGAUACGGCAAAUGUAAUUUUUUAUGCUUGUUUGUGGCACAAAUUAAAGACAACAACACAAAGAAGGUGUGCAUUGGGUAGUUGGUGUAAAACCUGGUGUGGGCAUAGAUAAGUGGUCCAGCAAUGCAAGAUAAUGAAUUUGUUAUGUGAAAUAUGCAACAGAUAUUUAAAUCUGGAAAAUUAAUUAAAAAUUUCACUCU
Molecule: messenger RNA, 10243 nt
Organism: Xyrichtys novacula (pearly razorfish)
Lineage: Eukaryota; Metazoa; Chordata; Actinopteri; Labriformes; Labridae
Source: the annotation of a GenBank genome assembly